This is a messenger RNA of Seminavis robusta, 2953 nucleotides long. Lineage: Eukaryota; Bacillariophyta; Bacillariophyceae; Naviculales; Naviculaceae. The record is from the annotation of a GenBank genome assembly.
CGAGAUCUUCUUUCGCGUUUUCUCUUUUUCGAGGGCUCCCGCAAGCUCCCACACAGCUCCAAACAGCUCAUAAAAUCAACAAACAAGGCUUCCGAAAACAAACACUUGACACUGCAGUGUUAGAAAAUCAAUACUCUGGCUAGUUUGGACCUUGACACCUUGGAAUUCUGCUCAUUUGCCUUCCAUCACUGAAAUCUCAGUUCACCCUCUCUCCCAUCAAUUUUUUUGCACAACCUGCAUCAGUGUUGCCGCCCAUCAUGAUGCUUCUUCGAACCUUGUUGCCCCUCCUCUUGGUGGCAGUUACCCCUGUGGGUGGUUUCAACUAUGACUUGUUCAAAGUAAAAGGAGUCUCCUUGACUGAUGUUGAAACUCUCAUCCCGGACAUCAAGACGAUUUUCGUCAAUGAAAUCAUGUAUGUCAAGGCAACGGGAGUUACCUGGGAAGUCAAGGAAGACGGCGACGAUCCAGGCAGUGAUAUGUUGCGCUGGGAAACCUACGUGGGAGAUCAACUCCAGCAAACUGGAACCUUUAACUUGUCUUCUCUGGAGGAUCGCGAGUUGCCCGAUGAAAUUGAAUGCGGCAAUCUUACCGUGACAGAUAAGGGACGCCAUGAAAUCCGUGUCCACCUUUUUAUUGACUCUAGCAACGCCACGGCCAGUCAAGAGUAUGAAGCCUUUGGAGCUGCGGCUGCCAUUGUGCCCUUAUUGGUCGUCCUGAUCUUGGCCCUCAUGACACAAAUGGUGGAAUUCUCUCUCUUCUUUGCCAUUUUUGUCGGGGCCUGCAUGGUGACAGGAAAUGUCAAGGAUGGAUUCAAGACCUUGUUGGAUGACUACAUUUUGAAUGCUCUUGCUAGUGUUGAUCAUGGAUAUGUCUAUUUGUUCACACUCUUCCUCAGCGGAAUGGUUGGAAUGAUGGAAAAGAGUGGAGGUAUGCUUGGCUUUACAAGAGCCAUUGGAAAAUACGCCAAGACACCACGUGCUGGACAGUGUGCUACAUUCGUCAUUGGAAUUAUGAUCUUCUUUGAUGACUACGCCAACACUCUGUUGGCUGGAGAGACUAUGCGCCCUUUGACCGAUUUGCUGUUUGUGUCCCGUGAAAAACUGGCCUUUGUGGUGGAUGCAACUGCCGCCCCCGUUGCCUCCUUGACCCCAAUCAGUAGUUGGGUUGGAUUCGAAGUGUCAUUGAUCCAAGCCGAGAUCGAGAGAAUCUCUAAGAUUGUCGGUCCUGAAAACUUGACGAUUGAAGAUUCUGGUUUGGCUGUCUUCCUCCAGACUAUCAAGUACCGCUACUACCCCAUCUUUAUGUUGAUGCUUAUUCCACUCUUGAUCUUUAGCAAGCGUGACUUUGGCCCCAUGUUGAUUGCGGAACGCAAAACACAAGUUUAUGAACGCACCGAUGGUGGAGACGGAAAAGGAAAGGGAGACAAUGAAUCAAUGGAGGCCAAGGAAAAUCAACCCCGUCCAGAUACCCCUCAGAGAUCCUGGAAUAUGCUUAUCCCCAUCAUAUUGUUGGUGUUCUUCAUCUUCUACCUCCUCGUUAGAACUGGAGAUGAUGGAACCGGUGAACAGACUUUCCUGAAUAAAAUUGAAAACAGCAACUCCUACUCGGCUCUGCUGUGGGGAACCAUGGCCGCUGCUAUCUUGUCUGGGCUAAUGUUCUUGUUCCAAACUGUGCAAGAUGGGGAGCUUGUUCUUCCUACUUGGCCAGUAAUCAAGGCACUCUUCUUUGGCAUGCCCGACACGAAUGCUGACGAGAUCGAGGCACUGAACAAAGACGGAGCUGUCGUGGGUGGCGACAUUGAAAAGGAAGAAGCUGGCCAGGAUGUUGUGCAGGUUCCCGAACUCUUUUCAUCUAGGCCCCGGCCUCUCAUGUCCAUCUUUGAGAGUGUGGAAGCAUUCCUCUAUGGCAUGGGUCGCAUCUUUCCAGCUUUGAUUGUGUUGACCUUGGCUUGGGCUUCAGGUGCCAUCAUGAUUGCUGUAGGGGCCGACCGCUUGUUUAGCCGCUGGAUCACUGGCGGAGUCUCCGCGGAAGCCUUGCCCACUCUAUCCUUCAUCAUCUCCGCCUUCAUGGCAUUGGCUACUGGAACUUCAUGGGGGACUAUGACUAUCCUCUUCCCCUUGAUCUGUCUCCCAACUUACCAAGUUAGCAACGGCGACCCGACAAUCUUCUACGCUACUGUUGCCGGCAUCCUAUCCGGGUCAGUCGCAGGUGACCACGUUAGUCCAAUCUCUGACACCACGGUCCUCUCUUCCUUGGCCAGUGACUGCAACCUUCUGUCCCACGUCGUGACCCAAGCACCGUAUGCAAUCGCAAUGGCAAUCCUGGCAAUCCUCUUUGGAACUUUGCCCAUUGGUCGCGAUGCCUGGCCAAACAUAGUUGGCAUCUUGUUGGGGGCGUUGACAAUUGCCUUGUUUGUGUACCUCCUCUGUGCCCCCGUCAUAUCUCCCACGGGACGUUUUGAUAUCUUCACGCAGCUUUGGGUUCGAUACAAGGGCGAAAACUCACCACUCCACAAGCUUCAAGAGGACACUAUUGCAGCCUAUGAGAAGUCCAUGGGUGGUGUUCCCGAUGUGACAGCAGAAGAACCCGACUAUACCAAAGACUCGCAUCCUGUGCCACCCGAGGACAUGGAGGGUGGCGUCGACAUGGAUGGAGUAGAUAAAGAACCCAAGGAUGACAGCGAAGCAAGCGGAAAACCAAGGUGGGAAGCUGAGAUCUCUGCGUAGGACCCAAUGGCAUGAAACUGCCAUGACAGGCAGUCAUUGGGCAAAGGCGGCCUUUCUUUAUGUUUGCUUGUGAUGUUAGCCACCAAUCGUAGCCUAAACAGCCAGUGUGCCUCCGAGUAACCUCUGUUGUAUAAUACACAAUCUUGUGUUAAUCUUUUUAUCCAGAUAGCUUCUACGUUCCAGCUUCUUUGGCUUCGGUGCUAAGAGUUUCUUUUGGAGUUAGAAGA